Clarias gariepinus (North African catfish) is the source of this 1229-nucleotide messenger RNA. RefSeq names its product CKLF-like MARVEL transmembrane domain containing 7 (gene cmtm7). NCBI's taxonomy places the organism in Eukaryota, Metazoa, Chordata, Actinopteri, Siluriformes, Clariidae. The record is from RefSeq and is a predicted model, not a curated record. The coding region runs from base 121 to 612 and encodes 163 amino acids. Gene Ontology annotation, cellular component: membrane. The transcript is spliced from 5 exons.
GACACACACACACACACACGCACGAGCUCAGUGUGCGCACUCGCUUUUAAAGCACACACACACACACACACACACACUGAAACCCGUACAAGGUUCUGAAAAGGAAAUAAGAAUAACAAAAUGUCGCACAGGGUUGUUACGACGACCUCCACGACUACGACCACGACCACGUCGGAUGGAGGAUUUUUAAACGUCGGUUACUGUCGCUCGUUUCAAGGAUUAUUAAAACUUGCCCAAGUGCUGAGCCUGAUGAUCGCCUUCCUGUGUGUCCACUGCGCCCCCGGGUGGACGGACUACGACGCGUUCCGUUACUUCGAGGUGGUGACGCUCUGGUUCCUCUUCGCCUUCCUCAUCUUCUUCCUGAUGUACGUGUUCAGGCUGCAGUCGAAACUCCCCUGCAUUAACUGGACGCUGACGGAGUUUUUCCACUAUGCCUUGGGAACCCUGCUGGUCUUCAUCGCAUCCAUCGUAGCAGCGGUGAAGAGCUACAACCUCUCCGCUCUCAUAGCCGGAUCUGUUUUUGGCUUCAUUUCGACUUUCCUCAUGGCGAUCAGUUUAUGGACGUCAUACAAAGUCUCGUGCGGCUCGCAGCAAACUACUAUCGGUGUGUAACGCGACCUGAUCCACAGUCACAGGAAGGAACACGUGAUCAGCUGCUGUAUGGAGUGAUGAGAGUUCGGCCCCGCCCUGAACGCUGCAGUUUACACAAUUAGGACUCUUACUCUUUAACCCUCAACUCGUGGGCGUGGCCUGUCCAGCAUCGCAGCUCUCUCUGGUCAUGUAUAAAAAAAAAAGGAAGAUUUUUAAACGUCGCUCGCUGGUGUGAAGCAGAAUAAAGUGUUGAAAAAGUGAAGUGUUGAAAUGGAGAGAGAGCAUAAUGCAUCAGGACACACACAUCUGACCUGACGCUGAUGUCAUUCUGUUCAUCACUGCAACAUUAAAAUAUUAGAAUUCAUUCAUGUUAUAAAUCUGUUUAUACUUUAAAUUUGAUAUAAACAUUAUUAUUCUUAUUCACCGAAGCUUUAAGGUGGGAUCAAAUAUAGAAUUAUUGUUUUAAAGUUUUUUUUUAUUUCAUUUAUACCAAAAAGUGUUGAUGUAUUUAUUUUUAAGAUAGUUUUGUUUAAAUUUCGAGCGCUUUAGGUCACAGUGCUGGAUGUUUUGUGAACAUGACUGGGCAUUUAAAGUGAUAAAAAAGGCAAAACUAGCUAAUAAAUAAAUAUCAUACUGUG